GCCGCAAGCACUUUAUAGCUGGCAUUGCGUCGCCUUGUACGUGGCAUGGCGAGUGCGGACGUCCACGAGACGUUCUGGGACGGUGUCCAAGGAGCGAUCGAGAGCUCGCCAAGAGACGCCUUUGAGCUUCUCAAAAGCUACAUGGAGCUGGUCCUGGCACGCCACGACUUUGCCGAUGGCAGCCGCUACAUUGACGCCGCGCUGGAUCUGCUGCGCACCGUCUUUGGUCUGGACGACGCCAACGUUCAAGCCAUGUACGAAGAGCACAUUCUCUGCUGCAACGCGGUGGCCAUGCAGAGUCUCAGCCAAGGGCAGUCGGAGGACGCGCUGCGGCUCCUCACGACCGCCGACCAGCACACGGCGUCGGACGGACCCUUAUACGCAAACGUCGCGACGCGCAAGCGGCUCCGCGCGAUCACGCUCAAUAACUUUGCGUGCUACGCCAAAAAACACGGCCAACUCCACGCCGCGAUCCAGUACCUCGAGAAGACGCUCGCGCUCGAGUCGGCGUCGUCAGGAGCAAAGGCCGAGAACCCGGCGGGAACGCACCUCAAUAUCUGCGCCAUCUUGUCGGCGAUGGGCCGGCAUCUCCGCGCGGCCGACCACGCGCGCUGUGCGGUGGAGCUCCUCUCGCACGAACGCGGUGGCAGACUGGAAGACAAGACGACGCCCGAUAGCCUCCUCGCGAUCGCUUACUUCAACUACGGCGCCGAGCUCGAACACCAGAAGAAAUACGACCUGGCCGCGACGACGUACGCCAAAGGAUACGACGUGGCGCGGGCCGAGCUUGACUCAAAUCAUGCGUUGGUGCACGCGCUGUUGCAGGCUCGAACCGACGCCCAAGACAAGGUGGCCGCUCGAAAGGGGUAUAGCAGCCCCCGCGGGGCCAGUGCGGCCUUAGUGGUGAGCCCCCGGCGCAAGUAGCGACGACAGCAAAAGGACAUGUAAGGGCUCCGCUCAACCACGUUUGGCUAUGAGACAUGAUAAAAAAUAGAAAAAGAUAACUCUUGAUUACCA
Molecule: messenger RNA, 1017 nt
Organism: Saprolegnia diclina VS20
Lineage: Eukaryota; Oomycota; Saprolegniomycetes; Saprolegniales; Saprolegniaceae
Exons: 5
Coding region: 46-924 (292 amino acids)
Molecular function (GO): protein binding
Source: RefSeq, a predicted model, not a curated record